UAAAGCAAGCAUCCCAAAGACAAGAGUGUGAGUAGAGAACAGAGACAGAUAAUUUUUCCAUAUUUCCAGUGCUAAUUUCCAUAUCGAAACCGCGGCAUGCAAAAAUGUCGAUGUUUUCCCAGAGAGGGCGCUGCAGAUAUGACGUCAUCACAACAUAGGUUGCCAAGCAAGUUUGCUCAUUCGUCGUUAAUCUUUGUUGUUCAUCGACGUCCUACGACAGAAUUACUGUUUAGAUUUACACGUCAAGAUGUGAUUUCGCGACGGCAACUUAUCAACCUGUGACGUAGUCUAUUGGCAUAUACUAGGCAAUGUGUGAUGAGAUUUAAUGAAAUAAUGGCUCCUGCAGCAGAAAUAAUCAACAGUAGAUACCAGCGGAUCAAGGAUCUAGGUGAUGGAACAUUUGGCAGUGUUAUAUUGUGCAGAACUCUGGAUACGGGCGAGUCUGUAGCAAUCAAAAGGCGCUGAUAUUGCUGUGCUUAUAACUGAAGCCAGUAGACUCGGUGUAAGCUAUAUAUGACAGAUGAUGACCAUAACAAGCAUGCAACGUUAUCAGAUAAUUAAGCAGCUUGGAGAUGGAACAUAUGGCAGUGUUCAGCUGGCGCAGGCAAAGGACACUGGAGAAAAAGUGGCCAUCAAAAAAAUGAAGAGGAAGUUCUACUCCUGGGACGAAUGCAUGAACCUCCGGGAAGUAAAG
Priapulus caudatus is the source of this 694-nucleotide messenger RNA. RefSeq names its product serine/threonine-protein kinase MAK-like. Gene Ontology annotation, cellular component: cytoplasm; cilium; nucleus. The record is from RefSeq and is a predicted model, not a curated record. Gene Ontology annotation, molecular function: protein serine/threonine kinase activity; ATP binding. Gene Ontology annotation, biological process: protein phosphorylation; intraciliary transport; intracellular signal transduction. Lineage: Eukaryota; Metazoa; Priapulida; Priapulimorpha; Priapulimorphida; Priapulidae.